Messenger RNA from Strongylocentrotus purpuratus (purple sea urchin), 3130 nucleotides. Its product is annotated as tyrosine-protein phosphatase Lar-like. The transcript is spliced from 14 exons. Gene Ontology annotation, molecular function: protein binding. NCBI's taxonomy places the organism in Eukaryota, Metazoa, Echinodermata, Echinoidea, Camarodonta, Strongylocentrotidae. The record is from RefSeq and is a predicted model, not a curated record. Bases 56 to 3130 code for a protein of 1024 amino acids.
CUAACUUUGGAGAACGUACAACUAAACCAAACUGGUGUAUACAAGUGUUUCGUAUAUGGAAAACGAUGGGAUGCAGAAAAUGCAAUAUUCCUUCUUCAUGUCAUCAGAUGCCCAGCUUAUCGUUGGGGAUCUGAAUGUGAACAUACCUGUAAUGAGUGUCUCAAUGGAGGCAAGUGCGAUGCAGACUCAGGAGAGUGUGUAUGUCCUCCUGGUUUCAACGGGACAACAUGUGAACACGUCCUGGGCAGCAACUGGUUUGGGCAGGAUGGCAGCUUUUCUUGUGAUUCCUCAGGAGAUGAUCACAGUCCAGGGUGUCGGGGUAAACUCUUCUGCCUACCAGACCCCUUUGGAUGCACCUGUGCAGCAGGAUUCAUGGGAAUCAAUUGUACAACAGAAUGUAAGCCAGGAACGUAUGGAGCCAAUUGUUUGCAACUGUGCCACUGUUCUCCAAGUAACACCUGUGCCAAGGGUACAGGAGAAUGCAUUGAUGGGACUGCAUGUCAAGAAGGAUGGACUGGUGUCAACUGUCAAGACUGUUCCUUAUUACGCCAUAGCGAGCUUCUACUACACCAAGGUUAACAAUGGCGAACCUACAACAUUGGUUUGUGUCGUGACAGGAUCCCCUCCACCGACCUCCGAAAACAUCAUCGUCACCGAUGCAGCCGGUGCAGAUGAAGGGAUUAUCCUUCUGGGGACCAAUGUCACUGAAUCAACCAGGACAUCCUGGUACCGGGUUAUGGUGAAUCUGGAUGAGGUAAUACCAGAGGAAUCAUGGGAAUGCAGUGCCCUGUCUGAAUUAGAAAUCAAUGUUAGCACCGACGGACAAAAUGGCUUUCCGCGAACCUUGUCAUUUGAUACUAUGGCGGGUACUGCUAACAUUGAACAGCUUGAGGAUUGUUCUACGUAUAACAUCAACGCAGCAUUUAGAAACAAAGACGAGUUGGGGAUCUCUUCAGAAAUAUUGUCAGUGAGCACGUCUUUGAUACGACCCGCAAGUGUAGAAGCCCUACAUAUGUCACCUUCAACCACAGAAAUUGAAGUCAGCUGGGAAACGUCAUCAAGUCCAUGCUCCCCUGACUAUUAUAUCAUACGCUACAGUCUCUAUCAGAAGCUUGCCUGCUCCUCACUAGAAACCACCCCAACAGAGUUUGAAGUGAACUCGAGUGUCACACAAUACAAUAAUCUAGUGGGGUUGGAGCCUUACUCGCGAUACCAGAUCACCGUUACAGCUGUAAAUGGUGCCGGGCAGAGUGAACCCGCGAUCGGCUAUUCAGAUACCAGGCCGGGACCUACGUCCAACAUUACAAAUGUCAGGGUUAACCCAGAAAGAACGUCUCCAACACGAUUAGGAUUCACCUGGCAACCUCUCAACUGUGGAAAUGUGAAUGGAGUGUUCUGGUACUACUAUCCAAGAAUCUACAAGGAUGGUGAUAGACAUGAACUACCGGCUAAGAAGACGUACUUGGAUGAUGACAUAUCAUACUCCUCAGUAGAGUUCAAUGGUCUUGAGGCAUGCACGAUGUAUGAACUGAAUUUACAUGCCCGCAACCGUGACGUGCCAACUCCUGGAAACGUGUCUAAUGCUAUUGGUGUAACAGGAGUUACUUUCACAAGUGCAUACGCUUAUGCAACUGGGAAUCAACUAAGAGUUCAGUGGAGUGUUCCGUCUCAAUGCAAUGUGGAUUACUACAGAUUAUCAUAUCACCUCAUCUCACGUAAGGCAUGUCAAGAUGUUCCUGUAAUAGAUGCUCCAGUCUACGAACUCAACGUCACAUCAAAUACCACAUAUGUCUCCGAAUACCUUUCAGACUUGGAAUACUACGCAACUUAUAGUAUCUCCAUCAUAGCUGUGAUUAGGAGAGCGGAGAGCCUACCUAAGAAUGUUAGUGGAGACACACGAGAUGGAGACCCCUCUGCCAUCGAGACAGUGUCGUACACCUCUACUGCCAGCUCCUUGCGCUUUGUGUGGGAGGAACCCUCUUGUGAAAGCCUACAUGGUGCUUUGUAUGGCUAUGAAUACGAUCUCUAUGAUCCUACUGGUGGGGGAAGAUAUGUCCGGCCUUCAAUGACUAUCCGAAGAAACUAUGUACUAAUACCUGGUCUUGAUGCUUGCACAGAAUAUCGCUUCAGAAUAAGAAUAGUUACUACCCAGCUGAAAAGGAGUGAAUCGCAUAUGGCAAUGGCAAUGACUAAUAUAUCAGCUCCUGGAAUGCCAGUUAUUACAGAGCUUACCCCGCAUCAGGAAGACAUAGGCACUACUGGCCUAACAGUAUCAUGGCAACCUCCUUCCUCACCUCCAUGCCAGCCUACACAUUAUGAAAUCAAGUACUAUGUUCGUCAAGGCGAUAUGUGUGAGGAUAUCCCGAGUGAUCCUAGAAUGAAUUUAACAGGGACCGUCAAUGGUUCAACUUUUACCUUCAAUGUCCUGGAGUUGCGUCCAUACUCUGAGUACAUGGUGUUCGUGAGAGGCAGAACCAGUAGCGGUUAUGGUGAUUCGGAUUCCGAAGUAGCUACUACAGGAUAUUCACAUCCUACUGGUCCUCCAACUAAUAUUCAGUCCACUUCAAUCAAGAAACGCAGUAUUGUCUUCACUUGGGAGAAGCCAGAAUGUAGUGAUCGGAAUGGACCAAUCUCAAGCUACGAAGUUAUGCUCUCCAAUUCUACAGGAGACGUGGUUUAUCAUGGUAAUGCCUCAGCUAGCGCAGGACCUGAGCUAUUUGAGAUAUUUGACCUCAUCCCCUAUUCGAUCUACAGGAUUAGGAUCAGAGCUUGGAACUAUGAACUAGCAGGGGAGUAUGGUCCAGCGAUUUGGGCACAGACAGAUGAAUCAAAGCCAGCGCCACCAAUCGGAGUAAAUCUGCCAUCUUCCGACCAGGAGAGCAUCACAGUAGAAUGGAUGUCACCCAACCCUCCUCUGGGCAGGAUAAUAGGUUACUACAUUCUCUACUGGGAGGCGGAUGAUGUUGGUGCCACUCCUCAGACCUUCGGCAUCGAGUGUCGGGACGGGCUGUGCUCUGACAUUAACUACAGGUUUUCCACAAUUAUUCCCCAUCUCCAGCGGGACACAAAUUAUUCCGUUCAGGCAAGUGUGAUUCUUGCAGGCGUUUUGUUAAUGGAUUCUGUAUAUUAA